Molecule: messenger RNA, 544 nt
Organism: Danio aesculapii
Lineage: Eukaryota; Metazoa; Chordata; Actinopteri; Cypriniformes; Danionidae
Product: calpain-2 catalytic subunit-like
Exons: 2
Coding region: 191-544 (117 amino acids)
Biological process (GO): proteolysis
Cellular component (GO): cytoplasm
Molecular function (GO): calcium-dependent cysteine-type endopeptidase activity
Source: RefSeq, a predicted model, not a curated record
CAAAGUUAAAAGUGUCAUAUUCUGUGUUGGUUUGUGUCACCUGGUAACAGGAUGCCAAACCCCUGCCCCUAUUGGGGGACAGGUGAGUGCGGCUCCACCCACAUUUACAUACAGCAGCUCUCAUAUAAAAGCAACAUCCAGAGUCUCAUUGUCACAUUCACACAGAGAUACUAGAGUGAGACUGACCACAAUGUCUAAUAUUGCAAAAGUGCUUUCCAGGAGGCAGGACAGAGGAGAAGGACUGGGGACAAAUGAGAAGGCCAUUCCCUACAACAAGCAGGACUACCAGAGCCUGAAGCAGGAUUGUCUGGCCAAAAGAACCCUGUUUUGUGACCCAACUUUCCCCGCUGAAUCCGACUCUCUGGGGUACAAUGAACUGGGACGAUACUCCUUUAAAACCAAAGGAGUGCAGUGGAAGAGACCCAAGGAGCUGUGCUCAAACCCUGAGUUCAUCAUGGACGGGGCCAAUCGGACAGACAUCUGCCAGGGAGCUUUAGGUGAGAAAAGAUGCGUUCAGCACAAUAGUGAUCGGGUGUGGCUGUAA